CAGUCUACUACGUGUUAGGACUGGUGCCUUUAACUUACAAGCAUCUCGGGGAGAGGAGGAAAAAAAGGACUUUCCCCCGGCUCUUAUCUGGAGGAAUAAAGCUGCUGCACAGCCGUCGCGACUUGGUCAGCUUCAAACUCUAUAACCGGCAUCUUUCCUCGGAGAGAAACUAUCCUAUGAAGGCGGGUUUCCUCUGUAUUUUCCGACUUGGAUUAAGUUCUGCAUGGAAACAAAUGAUAUUUGAGAGGAGCGGAGAGAGGAGGUGGGUGUCGGGUACAAGCCUGUGUGUUUCUCCUCUUGUUCUUUUAUGCAUGGAUCUCGGAUACAAGCCUGUUUGAGUUUGACUUAAGUGGAAAAAAUAGUCCCUAUUGUUGCUGUUGCGUGAUCUAAAUCUUAUUCGAGUUUCAAAGAGAUCUGAAAGGGUUAAUCCGAGAAUUAAAGGAAAGUUCUUGAAGCAAUAAAGACAGGAUUCUAAGGGAGAGAAACAUAAGUAAUAUUUUAAAUUAUGGCAUUGAAGGCCAGAGUGUUGUACGACUUCCACUCUGAAAACCCUGGAGAGAUCUCCAUAACAGAGAAUGAGCUGGUGACCCUGUUCACUGAGGAGGAGCUGGAGGGCUGGCUGGAGGGGGAGAACAGCAGGGGGGAGGCUGGCCUCUUCCCUGCCUCCUAUGUGGAGAUCAUCAGGGACCACAUCACCUCCAACACCAACAACAACGGCAUCUCCUCGCCCAAAACCAAAGCCCUGACGCCCACCCACACCCCCUACACAUCCCCGGACACCCAGUCUCAGAGAGGACUCGGGGCUGGCAGCAUUGGCAGUGGCGGAGGCAGCUUCCACACCAGCCAGGGCAGCGAUGACGACUGGGACGACGACUGGGAUGACAGCUCUCCUGCGGCAGAUGCGCCUCGGGGUCUUGGCACCUCGCCUCCCUUGUACCCGGUGACCACCUCCUUGCCAGCGCGGCGUGAGAGCUCCCAGCAGCAUCAACACCAAGCCAAGAGCUCGGCGACAGUGGGGAGGAACCUCAACAGGUUCUCCACCUUUGUCAAGUCCGGAGGGGAGGCGUUCCUGCUUGGGGAGGCCUCUGCUUUCGUGAAGGACGGGGACAGGAUCUGUGUGGUGAUGGGGAAGCAUGGACCGGAGUGGCAGGAGGACCCGUAUCCAUUCACGUGCACCAUUGACGACCCCACUAAGCAGACCAAGUUCAAAGGCAUGAAGAGCUACAUGUCCUAUGGCCUGACACCAACGCACACCAACACGCAAGUCAACCGCAGGUAUAAGCACUUCGACUGGCUGUACGCUCGGCUUGUGGAGCGCUUCCCGGUCAUCUCAGUGCCCCACCUGCCGGAGAAGCAGGCCACCGGCCGCUUCGAGGAGGACUUCAUCUCCAAGCGGAGGAAGGGACUGAUCUGGUGGAUGAACCACAUGACAAGCCAUCCCGUGCUGGCACGCUGUGAUGUUUUCCAGCAUUUCCUAACGUGCGGGGCAGACGAGAAGGCCUGGAAACAGGGCAAGAGGAAAGCCGAGAGGGACGAGCUAGUUGGGGCCAAUUUCUUCCUCACAAUCAGCACACCGUCUGUCCCGCUGGACCUCCAGGAGGUCGAGAGCAAGAUCGAAGGCUUCAAGACCUUCACCAAGAAGAUGGACGAGAACAUUGUGGUCGUGAACGCCACCAUCAACGAGUUCGCUCGGAAGCAGAUGGCGGGGUUCAAGAAGGAGUACCAGAAAGUCGGGCAGGCCUUCACGAUCCUGGGACAAGCGUUUGAGAUGGACCAGCAGGCCUACUCAGUGGGCCUGAACAAAGCCAUCGCCUACACUGGUGAAGCCUAUGAGGCGGUGGGGGAGUAUUUUGCUGAACAGCCGCCCCAGGACCUGGCGCCCAUUUCUGACCUGCUGGACCUCUACAGAGGACACCUGGCUAAUUUUCCUGACAUCAUCCAUGUGCAGAAAGGUGCACUGACCAAGGUGAAAGACUGUCCAAAGCAGGAAGGUGAGCUCCACAACCGCUGCAACAUCAUUUCCUGCGCCACGCUGGCAGAGAUCCAGCACUUCCACCGCACACGCGUACGGGACUUCCGCGCACAGAUGCAGCACCACCUCCGCCAGCAGAUUGCCUUCUACCAGAAGAUCACCGCCAAGCUGCAGGACGCUCUUCAGAGAUACGAUGACGACCAGUAGGGAGAGAGAGAGAGAGAGAGAGAGAGAACAGAGAAGUUGGACUACAAAGGCCUUGAGGAAACGGAGGGGUAGCUUGAAGAGAGGAGCAGACGGGGGAUGAUUGAUGGGUUCUUCCUGCAGUAAUGGAGAACAUCUUAUCAUCCUUAAGAGAGAAAACUUUUUGAUGCAGUGAAACCUGGGCCUGGUGCAAGCAUUGAAAGAAAUAUACCACUCUUUUAAAAUAUAUAGGCCACUGGACUGUGGAAUGACAACUUCUUGGAUUAUCUGGACGGCUCUGAUGAAUGUACCAGUAACAGGGAUUUUGCUGACGCUCCAGGCACAUCUUGCAACUCAGCGGGACUGUGACAGAUAUUAAAAACAGCUGCUCUCAGUGUGACGGGGCUUGAUUCCCGGUUUCAGGGUCAUGUGAUCUCUCCAUGCCUCCGCUGCCUCACCACUUCAUGGAAACCUUCCGCUGUAGACACGAAACUCCCCAAAUCACUUCAACUGGAUGUUUUAAUGAUUGAAAGACUUCAUGAAUUUGAUGAUUUUUGUUAUCUCUAUAUGUGUCUGUUUUUACUUGAAUGACCUGUUCAGUAUUGUUUUAAUGGGACGUGACAGAGGGGAAGUGAUUAUUCGUGAAUGCGGAAAGAGGAAAGUAGGCGUAAUCUACUUAAUGAGUUUGGUAGUUGGAUUUCAUUACAGCUGAAAUUUGACCUACUUCUGAUGUCUAACAUCUCUCACGAGGCAGAUGUGCUCACAUCUUUACUUUAUCAUAAUUUGAACCUCUGUGUUGUUCUGCAUUUUACUUAAAAUAAUAAUUGAUAUCUGACUUUU
Molecule: messenger RNA, 2995 nt
Organism: Epinephelus fuscoguttatus (brown-marbled grouper)
Lineage: Eukaryota; Metazoa; Chordata; Actinopteri; Perciformes; Serranidae
Product: sorting nexin-18-like
Exons: 4
Coding region: 506-2179 (557 amino acids)
Biological process (GO): cleavage furrow formation; endosomal transport; endocytosis
Cellular component (GO): plasma membrane; cytoplasmic vesicle
Molecular function (GO): phosphatidylinositol binding; protein binding
Source: RefSeq, a predicted model, not a curated record